AUGGUGUUUGCUGCAUACAAGAGUGGGCUUGGAAAAGAAGGAGUUGCCAAAUUUAGUGAGGUCUUCAAUAUGCCUUUUAAUAAGUCACCUGACACCUAGUACAGCCAUGAAGAGACCCUCAGUCAAGCCUUCCAAGAAGAAACAAGCGAACAGCUACAAAAGAACUAGGCGGGCACAGUUGGAAGGAAGUAAGACAACGUGAUAGUGGAAGAAUUCAGCAAGCAGAGCACAGAGCUCCACAAAAAGACAAACAAUAUAGACUUGCCCAAAGACAAGCUAAGCAGAGAGAAGAAGACUUGUGUGUAACCCAGGAAGCCAUAACCUACAAAGCUAGAGGUUUUGUCAAAACAGCUGUGCAGAGUGGGUAAAAAGAGAAAGAACAAAAGAACCUAAGCAUACCUUCAAGUAGAUGUGCUGUGAUGCAUAAAAGGCCAUUUUAGGAAGUCAUUAGUCUUACAAGUGAGUUAGAUAAAAAGGAAGUUUAAAUUACAUUUUUCUGAAAAUAGCUCUUUUCGGGGUAAUUUUGUUGGCCCCUCAUAUUUCUUAAAGAGUGUUUCCGCUAUUGACAACAAGUUUGGUACAAAGAUUGUUUAUGUAAUUAUUUGCAACCUGAUUGAGCAAAAUCUGAAAUAUGACUGUUUUUAUAAGUAAUUUGUCUUUAGCAAAAUCUAAUUAUUACCAUGACAACCAAAAUGGUCAAAAGGCAGUAACUCUCAAUAAGGUUGCAAUCCAUUGGAUAAUGCUUUGUUGUAUCAAAAAUCAGGUGAUUAUUUUAAAAGGAAAUAAGAAAAAAGUGAUGAGCCUCAACUUAACCCUCAAAAUAGCCCUUCACAGUAAUGCAUUAAUUAUUAAUCUAAAAUAACCAAUAUAUUAACUAUAAACAUGUCAGGUGGUAGGCAAUUGCCUGGAUGUACUUCUUACCAAGUUUGAGCUGAUUUGAUUGAAUUGUGGAUUAAAUAUGAUUGUUUUACAUAAGCUACCAAAAUCUUACCAUGAACUAACUGUAACGCCCGUCGUAACAAGGGAAGUCUGGACACUAGAGACAAAUACUGGACUAAUCAAGACUGUAUUGUACACAAAUAAAUAAUAAAUUCGUUAUCAUUGUCAUUGAAAAAAGCUAAAACUAUAUUAUUUCAAAAAAAAUAAGAAAAAACUAUAUCAUUUUCUUGAGACAACUAUAUAUUUAGACUUUAUUCACUGAAGGUUCUCAGUUCAAUUUAUGACCCAUAAAAGCCAGUUUACUCACUGUGAAAGCAAUGGUCUUGUGUAUAUGCCACACCCACAAUUUUAGGCCUAAAACUUAAGCAAAAAGGUGCUGCUUAUACACAAGUCUUUACAGUGUUGUAAGUUUCAAAUAUGUUGUGGUGACUUGUAUUAGGCAAGAUUUCUAGUUUGUGGCAUUUUGCAUGUUUUUGUGAAUUUCACAGGAUUUACCUGAAAUUCAUGGCUCCCUGACCACACAAAAACAUCAAAAACUCUGUAUCAGUAACCUUCUUAAUGAGUAGUAUCUAGCCAGAAACGAAAUUUGUCUUAUUACUCAAAUAACCCCACUCUAUCAUAAUAAACCAUGAAAAAUGACUUUUUCAUGCAUUUCAUUGUGGAAACUAUCCAAAGAAUUUAUCAAAUGAACAUGACUGAUUAAUAUUUGGUACCCCCCCUUAAAAACAGUGGCAAAAUCACUUGUUUAUUUAUUUACCUUCAAUGCUGCUCCUUUUAGAGUGCUCUCAUGAUUAACUGAUGAUAGCUUUUCCUUGACUUAAAUAUUGAAAAACAGCUGGGUGAAAAAAUGAUGGUGAAGGUCCACUCUGCAGAAUUGACACAACCUUCAGCUCAGCAGCCGAGCAGCAAUCCUUUUGAUUAAAUAUCACCAGAGGAUCAGUUGGUCUAUCCAUAGAGAAAAAAGCUCCUUCAACAUGAUCCAGAAUUUCUGUAAAGGAAACACAAAACACUCUGGGAUAUUGUCGUCACAUUGUCUACGGAGCUCAUCAAGUUGUGGUGUGAAAAGAUUUAAUGGUAUAAGGUUAAGUCUAUUUAUAUCAUAAAAAGAUAAAAAUCAAACUGAUUAAAAAGUGUUCUGCCAAGGAAACAUUUAACCUCUUCACAACCCUAUGGCUUGAUUAAUUGCCACAUCUGAUUUUGGAAAAAUCCCAUUGACACAUUCAUGAAAUGCUGUUCAUCCACAAAUUAGCCUACAUGUGUUUUGUCUAAGAAUGAUCCCUCGAUACUGUAAAGAGACCAUUGCAUACACAAACAGUACUGUUGAGGUAUAGAGAAAAUUUUUCAUUCAAGAUCUUUUUACAAAUUCUCCUUAAACUUCAGCCAUCUGACAUCCUACACGUGUUUUGUACAGGAAUUAUCCCUAAAUACUGCAUCCUGGCACAUCCAGUAACAGUAAGGUUCUGUAUAGAGAAAAUCUUUCACUCCAAGGAGAUCUUUUUUUGCAAAAUCUCCUUAACGGUCUCAUAAUCACUUAAUUAAGGAUACCAAAAGGCAUACCUGUCAGGCAAUCUCUCCUUGCUCCCCAUUGCCUAUUGUCAGUUUUCCAAUGAAUAUAAUUUUAACAUAGUCAUCUGCACCUCAUAGCUGAUUUUGUUGAGCCUGUUUAACAUCUUUCCGUAUGAGCCUCUCCUUGAUGUUCAUUCAGACUAGUUUUCUGAGACUCAUGUUGUUAAGCAACCCAUGGAGGAUAUCCUUGAUACUUUCCUUGGUUUCACACUGAGUACCCUGUAGGGCUGGAUCUAUUAUGCAAACUUCUCUCCCUUCAUCCACACAAUUUGAAUUUUGUUCCUUUCCUUCAUUUGAGACAUUGCUUCCCCAAACAUCGUAGCAUGCAUCUGCAUGUUCUGCUUUUGUAAUUACAGGAAAAGAGAGAAAGCUACAUGUGAAACAUUCCACAUCAUCAUUGCUAGGGUUGGUCUCAACUGCAUGUAAUACUGGAUCUUUACUUACAGGGUCUGUUGUGAACAUUUCUUCCUCAUCAUUUUUCUCUGUUUUGUCAUCACUUCAACCAGGCUGAUCUUCUCUCUCAUUGUCACUUUCAUAAAAUAUUGGCAACUCAGAGAACAAAAAGUCAUCACAUCACAUCAGUAUGCUUAAUCUCCAUCCACACUGUUCUCUACACAUUUCUUAAGGUACUAGCAAGAAGAAUUUGUUCAACAAUCAAGAACUUCCUUAGUUAGGGAUCAUUUCCUUUAUUCUUGUGACCUUAAUGUGUGAUUCAGGUGUGAUAUUUUAGGGAGAAAUUACAUGAGAUGCUGGUCACUUUUAGGGGUUAAAGGAACAGGAUGUACCAGAAAGUGACAAGGCAAGUAAAAAUGUACCAUAUGUUAGUUCACUGUAUGUACAUUUUCAAUGCAUGGGAAGAAAUAUUCAGUGCACUAUAAAUGUACCUUAACUCUAACUUGUUCACUCUUUGAAUGUGUGCAACUGUUAUAGUGGUAUCCAGUCAAGUCGCCGACAGUUCAACUCGUCAAUGCCAACUCACCAAAAUCAAGUAGAGACAUCAGUGAGCUGGUCUUUUAAUACAGUACAACUUAUUAGAAGUUAACCAUAUAGAAAAGUAAAAGAUAUUCAGUAAAAAAAAGUUUUUUUCUUCCAACAAAGUUUAUAAGGAUCUCAAGGCAAAUAAAGCAAGGUGAAUAUCGCCAAUGACUAUAAAAGCUUCAGAUGUGAACGAGCAAUUGUGUGACAACAACACUGUAAAGACUCAUGUCAAUCAGUCAGAUUUUUUGAAGAAAACUUAGCUUUCUAGGCAAGAUCUUAAGUAAAAAACAAUUCUGUCAAUUUCCAACAAAGUUUAUAAGGAUCUCAAGGCAAAUAAAGCAAGGUGAAUAUCGCCAAUGAUAUAAAAGCUUCAGAUGUGAACGAGUAAUCGUGUGACAACAACACUGUAAAGACUCAUCAUGUCAAUCAGUCAGAUUUUUUUGAGGAAACUUGGCUUUCUAGACAAGAUCUUUAGUAAAAAACAAUUCUGUCAAUUUCCAACAAAGUUUAUAAGGAUCUCAAGGCAAAUAAAGCAAGGUGAAUAUCGCCAAUGAUAUAAAAGCUUCAGAUGUGAACGAGUAAUCGUGUGACAACAACACUGUAAAGACUCAUCAUGUCAAUCAGUCAGAUUUUUUUGAGGAAACUUGGCUUUCUAGACAAGAUCUUUAGUAAAAAACAAUUCUCUUUAGUUCCCACAAAGUUUAAAAAGAUCUCAAGGUGAAUAAAACAAGGUAAACAUCACCAAUGACCAACAAAGCUUUAGACACAACCGAGUUAUUGUGUCACAACCAGCAUCAUUCCAGAUUCACACUUUGUUAGCUCACUUUUGAAGGUGUUUACAUUUGGUCCAUCUUAGUACCAGGCUAUGCCAGUGAAUGGCAAACACCUUCUAAACACUUAUGUAAUAAAAAGUUUUAUUUGAAAUUUAUUUUCCUUACAUAAGAUAUUUUCUUUACUUUACAAUGUAAGAUGUAACAUUACAACAAGUUCAGUUGAGAUUAAACAGACCUUCAAGAGCAGAAUAACUGCAUGAUAUACAUAGCUUUCACAUGUUCACUUGAUCUUUAUAAUAUACCAAAUUUUACUGUAAAUCAAACGUUCUCAAUCAUGAAUAAAUCAUUCUUUAAAGUUAAAAACAACGUGGUUCUGCAUGGUUGCUAUGGCUGUCACACAAUAACUUGUUCGCAUUUAAACCUUUUUUGUCAUUGGCGAGGUUCACCUUGCUUUAUUCACCUUUAGAUCAAUCCUUGUAAACUUUGUUGGAAACAAAAAGAAUUGUAUUUUACUAAAGAACUUGCCUAGAAAGCCAGGUUUUUUAAAAAAAUCUGAUCAAUUAACAUGAUGAGUCUUAACAGUGUUCAUGUCACACAAUAACUCGUUCAUGUCUAAAACUUUGUUACAUACAUACAUACAUACAUACAUACUUUAUUUAUUCCAGAAGCAGAUGAUAACUAUUAUAUACAAAUAAAACUAAAAAGAAAAUACUUCUAGAAAAGGAAGUUAAGAGGUUAUCCCUGUGUAAAAACUCCCUUAAAAGAAAAGACAAAAUAUAAAUCAAAAUCAUUACAAUCAAAUAUUUAAGUACGAUUUAAGUUUAGAUUUAAAAUGCUGAAAGCUGUCAGCUUCCACUAUAUCACCCGGUAACUCGUUCCAUAAUUUGACAAUCCUAAUAAAAAAAGAAUUUUUGUAACAAUUAAGUCUAGCUGGUUUAAUAUAGAGUUUGUAUUGAUGAUUUGCUCUCGUAGACCGAAUCGUGGCAAUAUCAAAGAAGUCUUCAAAAUUUAAAUGAUAAAAACCAAAAACUAUCUUAUAACAUUCGACUAAAGAUAAGUAAGUUCUACGGUCAGAGAGAGUGGGCCAUUUUAACAGUUUGCAUCGGUCUUCAUAGGACAUUUCUCCUUUGCGUUGAUUUAAAGCGAGUCUUGAGGCUCUUCGCUGUACAUUUUCAAGGGCAUGGAUGUCCUUAACAAGGUAAGGACACCAAACAGGUACCGCAUAUUCCAAGAUUGGCCGUACCAGAGACAUGUACAGCAUAGAAAAAACAUUUGUUUUAGCGGUGCCUACUGAGCGUUUAAUGGAACCUAAAACUUUGUUCGCUUUAUUGACAGUGAUACUUAUGUGAUGGCCCCAUGAAAGAUCUCUAGUUAGUGUGACACCGAGAUCUUUAAAAUUAGUCACGUCUUUCAGGGGCUUUUCUAAGAAAUAAUUAGUUACCGACUUAUCGCGUAAAUGCGUGAUUCGCAUAGAUUCGCAUUUGUCUGCGUUGAAACGUAGCUGCCACUUACGAGCCCAUGCGCUAAGAUUAUUAAGAUCAUCCUGAAGAAGCUGACUAUCUUUUAUAGGGUCAAUUAUCUCUGUAGAUCUUCGUGUCGUCUGCAUAUAAUUUUACUGUAGAUGAUAAGAAUUCAGAUAUGUCAUUAAUAUACAAUAAAAACAAUAGGGGCCCGAGAAUGGUUCCCUGUGGAGUUCGGAGGUAACGCACGACCAAUCAGAAUAAGAUCCCCUAACGACUACACGUUGUUUGCGCCCCACCAAAAAUGUCUCAGCCAGUUGAGUAAACAUUCGUCGAUGCCGCUACAUUUCAAUUUUAAAAGCAGUCGCUCAUGAGGAACGCUGUCGAAGGCUUUGGCAAGAUCCAGAAAAAACAACAUCGGUAGGAGUGGAUGAAUUACGGGAUUUCGCCCAGUCAUUAAACGUUGAUAACAUUUGAGUUGUAGUAGAUCUUCCUCGUAAAAAGCCAAAUUGGUUGCUAUUGAUAAAGUCGAUUUCGCGCCAGAACUUAAUCAUCCUAUCAAAAACAAUUUUUUCACAGAUCUUACAAGCAAUUGAAGUAAGGGAAAUUGGGCGGUAAUUUUCUCUCGAAGAUUUGGAACCCUUCUUAUGUAGAGGAGUAAUGUCGGCAUGUUUCCAUUCCUCAGGCAAAAGGCCAAGAGACAACGAUUUGUUUAUCAUAUACGUUAACGAAGGUGCUAAUUCCGAAGCACACGACUUAAAAAUGCACGGCGCGAUAUGGUCAGGCCCAGGAGACUUGUUGGGCUUGAGUUUCAGAAGAUGGCGUUUGACCUCAUUGACAGAACAAUCAAUUUUCGCAAGUUUCUUGUCAACAGUGCAGUCUUGAGUGGGAAAAUUUGCAUAAUCUUCGGUAGUAAACACCGAAGAGAAAUAUGAGUUCAUACUCUGAGCAAUACUGAAGUCGUCAGUCAGAGCACAUCCAUCGACGCUUAUAGAGAUGAGAUUAUUAGUGCCUCUUCUCUUGGACUUAACAAAAUUCCAGAAAGGUUUCGGGUUUUCAUUUUCCUGUAGAUCAAGUGCAAGUUUCUUUAUAUACGACCAUCUAGCUGUGUUACAAAGUCUCUUAACAGAAUUGUUGAGUUGCCGAUAUUUUUCCCAAAUAGUUGAAUUGUUUUUUCUGCGAGCUCUAUUAUACAAUAAUUUCUUCUUUUUGCACAAAACAAUAAGUUCCUGUGUAAUCCAGGGGGCACUGGAUCUCUUUUUAUUCUUGCGUUUGGGAAUGCACUCAUCCACUGCUGUAAAUAACAAGUCUUUCCAGCAAGCCCAAUUAUGAUUAAUAUCGCUGUCGAAGAAGGCGCAAUGCCAUGGAAUAUAAGAUAACAGCGAUCUUAAGUGAUCCCAGUCGGCUUUACCAUAGCAAUACAACAACUUCUGUGAUUUACGCUGGACGUAAGGUAUACCAGAUAACGAGAAGGAGAUAGAAUUGUGAUCUGAAAAGGGUUCUCCAACAACCAAAUGGUUUACGAGGUCGGGCGAAGUAGUGAGAACUAAGUCUAGGAUGUUCGAGUCUCUGGUAGGUUCAUUUAUCAACUGUGUCAAAAAUUGUCUUGGACGAUGUCCAUCAUGAGUGUGUAAAUAUCAGAUUGACGCAAGAAUCUGUUAUUCAACCAAUCAAUCUCCGGAAGAUUGAAAUCGCCAACAAGAAUCAACUCGUUCGUCGAAAACUCUUGCAAAACAGCUUGUAAGUCCUCUAAAGGCUUAGGAUCGUUAUUGGGAGGACGAUAGAAAACUCCCAAAGUGACUUUGCGAUUGUAUGAGAAAAGAAGAUCGACGAAGAUGAACUCUGAAUCGUUCUGUGUAGUAUCACGGGGAACCGCUUUGUUGGUCAUUAGCUAUGUUUACCCUGCUUUAUUUGCCAUGAGAUCCUUCUAAACUUUGUUGGAAGAAAAAAAAUAAUUUUUUUUUGCUAAAGAUCUUUUACUUUUUUCUAUGGUUAACUUCUAAUAAGUUGUGCUGGAUUAAAGACCAACUCACCAACGUCUCUACUUGAUUUUAUACGUCGACGAGUUGGCAUUGGUGAGUUGAACCAUCAGCGACUUGACCACAAUUCGUUAUAGCAACUCACUACAAACAAGAAUCAUAAGGGGCUGCUUCUACAGAGAUCUUUUACACCAGAGGCAAUCUUAUCAUGAUUCACUAGUGCUACAACUCCUUUCAAUCAGCUACUUUUUUCUUCACAUAAUAACAUACAUUUCACAUAAUUGUCAUCAUUGUUGGCUACUUUGGCACCUACCUUUAGUAUUUGUUGUGCAAGACCUCCUGGGUCAGUACUAUUAUUAUUCCAGCAAGUCUAUUGUUAUUGCGAUCUUUGAGGUAUUGAUAUUUUAAAGCAAUUCCUUUAACCUUAAAUAAAAAAUAAAAAAAGAAAAUAGUUUAGAGUUUCCUGUUCAAGAAAUAUAUGCACAGACUUUUCUCUUCCUUUCCCUAUUCUUAGAUGAUGCAUUUCAUUCUUAAGUUUCUCAAUAAACCAGUUAUGUCAGACCAUGUUACUAUAAACAGAGUGAAAUAAUCAUUACGUAUGCUUCUACCAACCAUAAUUUAUCAAACCAGUUCACAAGCUUUGGAUUUACCAUGCAGAGGCUAUUAGCUUGUAGGGAAGCCACACUUUUCUGAAAUUAAUCCUUUGAUGUUGAUUUGGCAACAAAGCAAAGUCAAAACCUUCAUUUUUAGUCUUCCUCAGCCACCUCUCCCAUCCAUUUGUAGUACACUGGAUUUGAGAAAGCAUACAAGGAUGCCAUUUAUUUAGACUUGUGUAAGUUUUUAGUGUAGUUAUAAGAACGGCAAAAGUAAUGCAUCUAGAAUGCAAAUCUACAAAACCAUACAGGUGCAUGGAUUAACCAACCUCAAAAUGACUGCUGUUGUUUUCACAAGAAAUUGCAUUUUCAAUUUUUACUAUUUAUUCCCUACCUGUGAAUGUUUGCUGUCAAAAAAUAUCAGGGUUUCCAAGUAUCAUCCUAAUCAUGGAAGAUUGUUAACAGUUCUUAUACAUAUUGCAGCUGUUGUUUCACUUUGAAUGAUGAAAGAGCCCAACCCUAUACAGUUUAUGUUGGUUUUAGCAACUGGAAAGAAUAGCAGCAAGUCACUUCUCAUGGUCUUGUAAAUGGCAUCCAGAAGUUUAAUCUCAUUUCCAAAUUGAUUUAACAGCUAAUUCUGCCAGUUUGUUUGGUGUGUAAACAACACAGUUUCAGCUUUUGUGUUCCUUUUGUGUUCUUUCUGUGUUCCUUCUGUGUUCCUUUUGUGUUCUUUGAACAAUGUUGACAAUGUUGACAAUGAUAGAGCACAUGGUCUGAAAUAAAACUUGAGGAUGCUCCUAACACUAAAGCUGUAUUAUCUUUUUUAGGUUUUCCUGGUCAACUUUGGACCACAUCUCCAUGGAAGCCUGGGAUAUGUGGGUUUGUUGGCUAGAAGUACCUAUUUGUUGGUAGUGGUGGUGGAGUUUGGCCCGCAAAUAUAUCCCUUUUGACAAACUGCUUAAUGCAGUGUCUAUUCAUCUCUUGCAUUCUGUUGAUAAGCCUUUUGUUGAUGGGCUGGAGAAUACCACCAAGAUAAAUGUUUGAUACAAGAGAGAAUUAACACAAAUCCAUGUUACAAUGAGUUGAAACAUAUUUGAAGAGUCUAAUACAAGUGUAGAAUAACACUCCUGUCUCUACCACACUCCAAAUCAUUGACAAGACCCCCCCCCCUCAUUAAAUGUUGCCUGUCUGUAGCUAAAGGUUCAUGGAAACACUAUACAACAUUGUUUUGAGAAGUGGUGGGUGAACAGAUUAACUAACAAAGGCAAAAGAAAGAUAAAGUUGAAGGAAUAAGGGGUUAAAAGGUUGAUGUUUCAACAAUUUUGUCACCAAUAGUAGGUUUGCUGAAAACAAAGCAUUAGAGGUUGAAACCCAGUUCAGAUCCCCACAACUAGAUUUUGCUUCACAUUUGUGUUAUUUACAUUUAACUUAUAGGAGACUACAGGCAAUAGUGGCAAGAAACUGCCAGCAGGGACUAUAACUAACCAGCCAUUAUUAUAAAAGCCAAGUGUGUUACAAAUAAAAAAUUAACAAACAUAUUCAUUAAGACAAAAAAACCUCUUCAAUUACAUGAUCUUUGUGUUCCUCUUGAUUUGCCAAGUGAUUGUAAAUUUGACAUUCAAAGCCUGGUUUCUGUCCACUGUUGAUAUGGAUCUUUAAUUUUGAUGAAAUGUCCCUCCUGAGUUGCUCAGUGUCAUUCUUGGUCUACACAGCAAAAAAAGUUAAAUAGAUCAAUUACUCUACAACCUAAUUGACAUGUGCUGUUAACCAGAUGGAAAAUGUUAGAAAAAUUGUCCUGACUGUUAUAUCAAAGUAUCUGCGUUAUGAAGUUGAGCAGAUUUUUUCUCUUUGCAUAAUUUGAAUGGCAUUUUGUGCUUAUUAGCGAGUGUUUUGUUAUGUCUAUCAAGUGUUAAGUUAUUUGAAGAACAGUAUAUAAGUGUCCCGUAGUUGAGAGUUUGUCCUUUGAGCCUAUGAACACCUCUGCACAGGCAGUUAAUUCUCACAUGGACAAAACCUCCAGCAUCUUGCUUCAUGGA
Pocillopora meandrina is the source of this 10324-nucleotide messenger RNA. The record is from the annotation of a GenBank genome assembly. Lineage: Eukaryota; Metazoa; Cnidaria; Anthozoa; Scleractinia; Pocilloporidae.